GCGCCGGGCUCGGGGGGCACCUCCCGCCCGCCCCGCUGCGCUCCCCGCCCGCCGCCACUCCGGCGGCUCCGCCGAGCAGCACCGCGGCUCCGGCUCUCGGGGCCGCCGCUGCGCAGAGCCACCAAUGCGGGGGAUACUGGCGGGGAGGCAGCGGCUCCGCGGCAGCGGGGAGGGCAGGUGAACUCCGGGAAAGGAUGACCGGCAUCGCCGCGAUCGUCUUUCUUCUGCAGCUCUUGCCCAGGGCGGACGGACAGGUCUUCCCAGGUGGUUGUUCGUUUGAUGAGCACUACAGCAAUUGUGGUUAUAGCGUCGCCUUGGGAACCAAUGGAUUUACCUGGGAGCAGAUCAAUACUUGGGAAAAGCCAACAAUGGAUCCUGCUGUCCCAACUGGCUCCUUCAUGAUGGUGAACAGCUCUGGGCGAGCAUCGGGGCAGAAAGCUCACCUGCUGCUGCCCACGCUGAAGGAAAAUGACACUCACUGCAUCGACUUCCACUAUUACCUGUCCAGCAGGGACCGCUCCAGCCCCGGCUCCCUCAACGUCUACGUGAAGGUCAACGGGGGGCCCCAGGGCAAUCCCAUCUGGAACGUCUCGGGAGUGGUGACCGAAGGGUGGGUGAAGGCAGAGCUGGCCAUCAGCACCUUCUGGCCACAUUUUUAUCAGGUGAUAUUUGAAUCUGUCUCUUUGAAAGGACACCCCGGGUACAUAGCUGUGGAUGAAGUCAGAGUUCUCGCCCAUCCCUGCAGAAAAGCCCCCCAUUUCCUACGGCUGCAGAAUGUGGAGGUGAACGUGGGGCAGAACGCGACGUUCCAGUGCAUUGCUGGGGGGAAGUGGUCCCAGCACGACAAGCUCUGGCUCCAGCAGUGGAAUGGACGGGACACAGCCCUGAUGGUCACUCGAGUGGUCAACCACAGGCGUUUCUCCGCCACGGUCAGCGUGGCCGACACGUCGCAGCGCAGCAUCAGCAAGUACCGCUGUGUCAUCCGCUCCGACGGCGGCUCCGGGGUCUCCAACUACGCCGAGUUAAUUGUGAAAGAGCCGCCCACCCCGAUCGCCCCUCCAGAGCUGCUGGCUGUGGGGGCCACGUACCUGUGGAUCAAACCCAACGCCAACUCCAUCAUCGGGGACGGGCCCAUCAUCCUGAAGGAGGUGGAGUACCGCACCACCACGGGCAACUGGGCAGAGACGCACAUUGUGGACUCUCCCAACUACAAACUGUGGCACUUGGACCCCGACGUGGAGUACGAGAUCCGAGUGCUGCUCACGCGCCCCGGGGAAGGGGGCACGGGGCCCCCCGGACCCCCCCUCACCACCAGGACCAAGUGUGCAGAUCCCGUGCACGGGCCGCAGAACGUGGAGGUGGUUGACAUCCGCUCGCGGCAGCUGACGCUGCAGUGGGAGCCCUUUGGCUACGCCGUGACGCGGUGCCACAGCUACAACCUCACUGUCCACUACCAGUACGUCUUCAACCAGCAGAAAUUCGAGGCAGAGGAACUCAUCCAAACUUCUUCUCAUUACACCCUGCGGGGGCUCCGGCCCUUCAUGACCAUCAGGCUGAGGUUGGCCCUCUCCAACCCCGAGGGCAAAAUGGAAAGCGAGGAGCUGGUGGUGCAGACUGAGGAGGAUGUUCCUGGACCUGUUCCCUUGGAAUCUAUCCAAGGAGGACCUUUUGAAGAGAAGAUCUACGUUCAGUGGAAGCCUCCAAAUGAGACAAAUGGCAUCAUUACACUCUAUGAGAUCACAUACAAAGCUGUUGGGUCUCUGGAUCCCAGUGCCGACCUGUCCAGCCAAAGAGGGAAAGUCUUCAAGCUGAGGAACGAAACCCAUCACCUCUUUGUGGGAUUAUACCCAGGCACUACCUAUUCAUUCACCAUCAAAGCCAGCACAGUCAAGGGCUUUGGGCCGCCCAUCACCACCCGGAUUGCAACUAAGAUUUCAGCACCGUCCAUGCCGGAGUACGACACGGACUCUCCCCUCAACGAGACUGACACCACCAUCACUGUCAUGCUGAAGCCUGCUCAGUCCCGGGGAGCACCUGUCAGCGUCUACCAACUCGUUGUCAAGGAGGAGAAGCUGCAGAAAGCCCGCAGAGCUGCAGACAUCAUUGAGUGCUUCUCUGUGCCAGUGAGCUACAAGAAUGCCUCCAGUCUGGACUCUCCACACUACUUUGCAGCCGAGCUGAAGCCCAUCAACCUUCCUGUCACACAGCCCUUCACCGUGGGUGACAACAAGACCUACAAUGGCUACUGGAACGCUCCCCUUUCCCCCCUGAAAAGCUACAGCAUAUACUUCCAGGCUCUUAGCAAGGCCAAUGGAGAAACAAAAAUCAACUGUGUCCGGCUUGCAACAAAAGCAGUGCUAGGUAGACAACAGGUGACCACGCGAAACCCGCCCAGCCUCUUGAGCACAGGAGCUUCCACCCAGAAUUCCAAUGCAGUGGAACCAGAAAAGCAAGUUGACAGCACGGUGAAAAUGGCUGGAGUUAUAGCUGGUCUCCUGAUGUUUGUGAUUAUCCUCUUGGGAGCAAUGCUUACCAUCAAGAGAAGAAGAAAUGCAUAUUCCUACUCCUAUUACUUGCAUUCAAGCCAGUGUUUUAGGGGCCUCUCUGUCUUCUACAGGACCAGGAAGCUAGCCAAGAAGCAGAAGGAGACCCAGACCAGCACGCAGAGGGAGAUGGGUCCCGUGGCUACUUCUGACAAGACCUCCACCAAACUCAGUGCUGUUCACAAUGAAGAAGCUUUUUCUUCCAGCUGCCAAGAUGUUAAUGGAUUCACAUCACCCUCUCCUUGUUCAUUUUCUGUCCAAAGCAAAACCCUUCAGAGCAAAUCUAUGUUGAAUUCCUACUACUCAGUAUCAUCAGACACCGUCCCAUCGACCACGCUGUUAGACAGCAGCCAUGGCGAGAUGGCCCAGCCAACCCUGACCAUCCAGACCCACCCAUACCGCAGCUGCGAGCCCGUGGAGAUGUCCUACCCCCAGGGGCAGUUCCAGCCGGCCAUCCGAGUGGCAGAUCUGCUGCAGCACAUCACCCAGAUGAAGAGGGGACAGGGCUAUGGAUUCAAGGAGGAGUAUGAGGCACUCCCUGAGGGGCAGACGGCGUCCUGGGAUACGGCCAAGGAGGAUGAGAACCGCAACAAGAACAGAUAUGGAAACAUAAUCUCCUAUCACUCAAGAGUGAGAUUGCAGCUGCUGGAUGGGGACCCUCACUCCGACUACAUCAACGCCAAUUACAUCGAUGGCUACCAUCGGCCUCGCCAUUACAUUGCAACUCAAGGGCCGAUGCAAGAGACAGUGAAGGAUUUUUGGAGGAUGAUUUGGCAAGAAAACUCUGCGAGUGUUGUCAUGGUCACCAACCUGGUGGAAGUGGGCAGGGUGAAGUGUGUUCGAUACUGGCCGGAUGACACAGAAGUCUACGGAGAUAUUAAAGUCACAUUAAUUGAGACAGAGCCGUUGGCAGAGUAUGUCAUACGUACAUUCACUGUCCAAAAGAAAGGCUACCAUGAGAUCCGAGAGAUUCGGCAGUUCCACUUCACCAGCUGGCCGGACCACGGCGUCCCCUGCUACGCCACGGGGCUCCUGGGCUUCGUGCGCCAGGUGAAGUUCCUCAACCCCCCGGAGGCAGGACCCAUCGUGGUGCACUGCAGUGCUGGGGCCGGGAGGACAGGGUGCUUUAUUGCCAUCGACAUCAUGCUCGACAUGGCAGAGAACGAAGGCGUGGUGGAUAUAUUCAACUGCGUGCGAGAGCUGCGCUCCCAAAGGGUCAACUUGGUGCAGACAGAGGAGCAGUACGUGUUUGUCCAUGAUGCCAUUCUGGAGGCAUGUCUCUGUGGCAACACGGCCAUUCCAGUCUGUGAGUUCAGAUCCAUAUAUUACAACAUCAGCAGAUUGGAUCCACAGACCAAUUCCAGCCAGAUAAAAGAUGAGUUUCAGACCCUGAACAUCGUGACGCCGCGGGUGCGGCCGGAGGAUUGCAGCAUCGGGCUGCUGCCCCGCAACCACGACAAGAACCGCUGCAUGGACGUGCUGCCCCUGGACCGCUGCCUGCCCUUCCUCAUCUCCGUGGAUGGCGAGUCCAGCAACUACAUCAAUGCUGCACUCAUGGAUAGCCACAAGCAACCUGCUGCCUUCAUUGUCACCCAGCACCCUUUGCCCAACACCAUCGCAGACUUCUGGAGGCUGGUGUUUGACUACAACUGCUCCUCCGUGGUGAUGCUCAAUGAGAUGGAUGCAGCACAGCUCUGCAUGCAGUACUGGCCUGAGAAGACGUCCUGUUGUUACGGCCCAAUCCAAGUGGAGUUUGUUUCCGCAGACAUUGAUGAAGAUAUCAUCAACCGGAUAUUCCGGAUUUGCAACAUGGCCAGGCCGCAGGACGGGUAUCGCAUCGUGCAGCACCUGCAGUACAUCGGCUGGCCGGCUUACAGGGACACCCCUCCCUCCAAACGCUCCCUGCUGAAGGUGGUCAGGAGGCUGGAGAAGUGGCAGGAGCAGUACGACGGCAGAGACGGGCGCACUGUGGUCCACUGCCUGAACGGCGGGGGACGCAGCGGCACCUUCUGUGCCAUCUGCAGCGUGUGUGAAAUGAUCCAGCAGCAAAAUAUCAUCGACGUGUUCCACAUAGUGAAAACGCUACGGAAUAACAAAUCCAACAUGGUGGAGUCACUGGAACAGUAUAAAUUUGUAUACGAGGUUGCACUGGAAUACUUGAGUUCCUUUUAGCCCAGCCAAGGGAGGGGACCCCACGACGUGCCAGACCCCAAACUCUGGCGGAUGCUUCUCCCCUGUCCCGCACUGGAAGGCAGUAACAAGUGUGGGAAGGAAAACAACUCCUUCCUGGAGCAAGAGACUGAGGCUGCAGAGGCCUCCCUGGAAGCGGAGGCGAUGCCUGUGUGUGCUGCUGCCUGCUUUCUAUCAGAACAUCUACUGCUUCUUAAAUAACCUACUGUAAAAAUUAGCAAAAUGGGAGACAGGCUGAAAGACUGGACUUUCUAAUCCCCUCUGACUUCUCUCCUCUUUUGGAUUGUAUUUUCGCUCUGCUUGCUGCAGAGUGGGGAAGGAAUGAAACCCUUAGGAAAUUCUCUUUUAAAUGUCUCCUUUUUAAUUUAUAAUUUUGUUCUCAAAUCCCAGCCUUUUAAUUUUUUAAUUUCAUGCAGCAGUCAUUUGGGAAAAAUGAGAUAGCCAUAGGGGAUACAUGAAAUGUUUCAUUACGAUUUGUCUACCUUAUCUGUUUCCUUUUAUUUGUUUUUCCAAAUGAAAAGGCCAACACAGACACAAAAACAAAAAAGAAAAAAAAGAAAAGAAAAAGCUGGGGUUCUCUUCCCAUGUGUAGUCCCUUUAAGCAUGAAAAUAGAUGGUGGAGAUGAGAAGCUGUUCAUGGAUUCACUGCCUCCACACAAAUGUUUCCUCCCAGUUUCUGCUCGACUUCCAGGGCUGUGCAUGACCCAGUUCCAUCCCUCUGGUCUGUGUCCUUUUGCUGCUGGUGAAGCCACUGAGGACUUUCCCAGCCACUAGAACCUGAAGGUUAAAUAUUUGCAUCAAACCAAUUGCAUUUGUCUUGCAACCUCGGUAACUUCGUUACCGCAUUUUCCAAGUAUUUGCUGGGGUGCAGUGUGUCUGACAAACAGGGUAUGAAGUAGGUAUUAUUGCUCAUAUACUAUCUAUGACUCUUUUUUAUUUAUUAUUUGUAUUGCUGUAGAACUUAGGACCCCUAGUCAUGCCAGGACCCUGCUGAACUAGGCACUGUGCAAACAGACAACAAAGAAAGCUCCUGCUCAAGAGUUUAAAGUCUGAAGGUUCUUAAAAUUGGGUUUGGGCAAGAUUUCCUCACUAUUUCCAGGCCCUACUAGCUUCAAAAUUGUAACCCAUCGGAGCUGUAGGAAAGGUGAUGUACAUACACAGGAACUAAUCUGACACCUGUAAAGAGAAGUGUUAGCCCAGCACAGCAACUUCGCUUCUUAAGCAAAACGGCUUUUGUUUUAUUCUGCAAAUUGCCUGUGCAAGUCUCCUUCUCUGAAACAAACACCAGAUGUGUUUUGCCAUGGCUCUGGACCUCAUUCUGAUGUCUUAGCAGCUAAGAAAUUGCUUUUCUGAAAAAGUAUGUUGAAGUAGUUAAUCACUAAGGUCUGCGGGGUAAUCUUGGAGAAAAAAAAAAAAAUGAAUGAACAAGACCUUACAAUAAUUAGUAUUUCAAUUUAGCCAUUUAUUUAUCUUGAGGGUGAGGGAUAUGAGGUUGCUCUGUGUGUAAAUUAGAUUCUGGCAUGUGUGUUUCUUCAAAUUCAGACUUUCUGAAAGAUAGACUGAAGUUAAGAGUUUAAGGAAACUCCAAUUUUCUUACCACCCUGUAGUUUUCCACCCUCAGGUAAAUACUCAGAGGCUGCUGUGAGCUCUGUCUUGCCCAUGCCAGGCACAGAGCAUGCCAGAUGUUCAAAAUGCUUUGCUAAUUCUGUCUGUGAGUUCAAAAGGCACCUCUGUUCCAUGGUCAUCCUUUCUGCAAUCCCUCGCCUUGACCAGGAGGGAUGGAAAUGAAAUCUGGCAAAAGCAGCUCUCGACUCAGACACAGCAGUGCCCAACCAGUGGUCAUCCACCAGGACCUGCACCAGCUUAGGGAAGGAUGCUUGGAGUUUCAUUAAUGCCCCUCUUGAUAAGCAAAGGAGGGAGCUCACAGGAUGCUGAACCACCUGGGAUUUUUCUAAGGAGCUUUGGAUUCUUGGCUUUAAUAUCAUGAAGGCCUUAACUGAUCAUGAACCACCUUCUCACAGGAGCCUCUGCACUGUUCCUGGUUGGUCCUUUCUGUUGCCUGCCAGAAAGUCAUGAAAUCAUCUUUAGUUCCAGUUGGGGCUGUAGGUGGGUGUCUGGCAUCUCAGGCUACUGGUCUGAAUUGGGUUUUUCUCUUUUUGCAACUAAAGAACACAAUUCAGCAGGAAAAAAAACAUAAAUAGAAGGCAAAGUAAAACUGAGAUAAAAAUGAGAGGAAAGGUAUGGUAUUGGUGUUAUGAUUACAGGUGGCUGGAUGGAAUAGUGUAGGUCAGGAGCUGGGAGCUAUUAGCAAAGAAGAGGGAAGAGGGAAUUCUAAUCUCAGGAUGGGGUUUUUCAACAAGUGCCCCGGUAUGAAGAAGCUACAAAUCAGCAAAGUGGUUUUGAGUCUGCUCACUCCAGAAAGCCAGAGGGAACCACUCCCUGUGGAUACUAUGGAAAUAUUAAUUAGUAUUUAGCAGUCUGUUAAUUUCACAUGGAAAGUAGCACAGUGACAGGUCUCCCUCAUGGCUUCAGGGAGUGAAGCCAGCACUGAGGGUGACAGCUGGGAUAAGGGAACAGAGAGGUAAAGAGAUGCCAGCGUCACUGAGGUGUGAAGUGUAGGAGGUAAUUUAGGCUUAACUUAAAAGAAAGUGGGUUGAAAUGCCAGAGUCAAGCCCACAGGAGGGGUGUGUGUGUGAAGGGAAGGAGGUGUGGGAUGAGCAGAGCAGAACAGCACUGGCAGUGCAGCUGUUGAGGGUCUGGAGGUAGGUUUGAAUGUGUUUUAUGGUAUGAAAAGUGCUACUAAAGGAUCAGGUACCUGCAUCAGCUGGCCCACAGCAACUCACUGUGUGCUCAGCCCUCUGCAAAUGCCAAGUGAUGUUGGCACAAACUGCAGGGAAAGAUACUGAAGCUAAAUUUUACAUUUUAUAGGAGCUCAAUGGAAAUGUUGGUUACCACAGCCCAACUGUUAGUCACAGCUUAUUAUGUGGCCACUCAGCCGUGUGUCUGAACCUCCUAAUGUCCAGCCUACAACCCAUGUGGAAAGAUGCUCAGCAGACACUGCAGAUUGUGUUGCCAAACUGUUACAAAUUCCUGCAGUUACGGUGCUUUUGGGGGACUGACCCAGCUCCAGUCUGCGUUGGCUCAGGGAUCUUCAUGCUGUUCCUCCCUGCACUGUGCAUAUAUGCCAAGUGUGAAUUAAUGAUGAGGGGAAUUGUGUGGAAAAGCUGACUUUAAAUCACUUUAUUACCUUGAGGUUGUUUAAACCCUAGAGAAUAGCCCCUAGUGAAGUAAGUAAUGUGUUUGAAGCAAGAUUAUGGGCGAUGGGUUUGUUUUCACAGUGAAAGAAAGAAAUUAUGGGAUGAGAUAAAGGAGGUUUUCUCCUGGAAGGAUUAAUAGUCAGUGUGAGCUUUUCAGCCUAAGCAUCCCCUGCAAUGGAUGGAAAGUGAUAAUGUGCAGUAAAAAAAGGUGAAUUCCUCAGUGGUUGAAUUUUAGGCUGGAAAAAAAAUACUGGCAAUAUUUGGAUGGACAUAGUGAAGAUGAACUUCUUCCCAUGGAGACAUCCUUCAGGGGUGAGGGGGCAAUGUUUGUGAUAGCACAGAGUUGGUGUGAAGUUUGGUCUGAAAUACAAGGAACUAGAAAUAGGUGGUUCGGGGUCACUGUCUCAUAUAGAGGGUAACCAACAUCUUAAAUUAUUAAGGGAUGUAACUGCAGCAAUGAAUUCCACUGGUUAUCAGUAAUUUCUAACCUUUUAUUCCAGAGCUGUAAACUCCUUGGGGAAAAAAGAGUCCAGUGGCCACAUAGACCCCACAGCAGUAGACUUAAGCCUGUGGAUGCUAGACUGGUGUUUCCAUUUACUUUCCAGAGGCCCUUUAGCAGUAGUUUGUGGGAUUUCCCUUGGGAAUCUCAAGCCAGGGAUUGCUGGUCACUGCUCUUGGUGUGCUGUAGAGUCAGAGGAAGGAGAGAGGCUCCUGCAGCAGGUGGUUCAGGAGGCAGUUAAAGCAGUUUCCAUCUGGAAGAGAAGGAAAGGAGAAGAAAUCUCCUUUGGGAGAAACCAAACAUUGGAGGAGAAGGCAGAUGAAAUGGAUCCUGAAACAGGUAGGAAAUUUGCACCUUGCGCUCUCUCUCAUUCUUGCGCAGCUGCUCUCAUCUUUCUCUUACUCUUCUGAGUUCCUGCCAAGAUCAUAAAAAACAGGUAACGUCACAUUCCGUGCUGCGGAGAUGGAGCACUCGGAGUGUGACAGAGGGAAUAAAUCCUUAGGGACAAAGAUAAAAGAAGAUUUGCUUGAGAGAGGAAUCUUCAAAUAUGAGGUGCUUCUAUCUGUCCCACUUGCAGAAUUUUUAGUGACGUCACAGGGCAGUGCACAGUCCUGGCAUGGAUGUGCAAUGCAGUGGAAAAGUUCCCCUUGGGAAACUUCACUGUCCUGUAAUAAAUGUGAACAAUCCACUCCAUGACUUUGGCAGCACAGUUAAUUUUUGUGAUCUCCCCAGCCAGUGCAAGGGGCAUCUCAAGACCUUGGUGUGAAACUGCUGCAUUUUCAUUUGAGAAUCUUUAAUUUGUCUUAAAUGUACAAAAGACAGACAACCCCAUUUUUUUUAGGGAAAUAAAGGGGGCCAUGUGGCAAGGGUGGCAGCAUUUAUUUAGCAUAACCACUGCCACUGGGUCAAAAAUUCCAUAUUCCUGCUGUGUGAGGGCAGAACAAAGCACUGCAGCUGCCCUGCCCAGGCAGAGGAGCAGGAGGAGCCAGCUUAGUCAGAGAGACAGAUGUGAGUCAUGAGGAUUCUGUUAACCCUCCUGUGCUGCUGUUUGUUUAGAUUGCAGUCUUCUAUAGCCAUACAUACAUAAUAGACAAUUUCAAUGCAAGUGCUCUUUCUUUCCCUGUUCCCAAAAAUACCUACAGCUCUUUUUCCUCGAGGGUGAGCCAACAGCGUAGCGAGCAAAGCCCAAUUUCUGCCGUUUUGGCAAGGACCACUAGGAAAAUCCAUCAUGUAUUAUCUGUUCAUUGACUUGGAAAAGGUAUCAAUCAUCUCCCUCAUAUGCAUACUUGAAGAAUGUACAAUUUGCUCAAACUGUCAAGCAGAAUCAUACAUUUUAACAUACCAAGACAAAAUCCUGGUGGUACAGAGUGUGAUUGAAAGAAAAAAAAAAGGAGACAAAAACUUGCUGACCUCCAGUGACCUCUACUCUAUAAUAUUUGCUGUGUUAAAAUAUUUUAAAAGUUUCCCUUGUGAAAAAAAAUAAACUACGCUCAGAAUAUCCUACAAUUUAAUGUUGGACUAGCAGAAUGUGAAAACCUGGCAGCUUUUCCAGUUUGUAAAAGCAUGAGAGAUCUAAAUUAGUCUUUCCAUCCUCAUCCCAGUUCAUGCAGCAGAUUUUCCACCACUAUUCUGUUUUCAACCUGAGCCUUAAAAGACAAGCUAAUGCAGCAGACUGAAUGCCAGGUGCUGGUGUUCCCAUAGUGUUUCCUGGCAGGGUAGAAAAAAAACCAAAACAGAAUGAAAAGGAAAAAGAACAAACUAAAAUGUUUUUUCUUGGAAUUCAGUUCAAUGAGCUGUUUCUGAGCAGGAUAAACAAGAGUCAGUCCGUGCCACUCUGGAGGUACAGGAUGAAGACACGUUGUUGAUGUCCCUUAGGGACCAGUCCUGGUAUUUCAUGUGUGGGUACCCAAGAGUGUAGUGGUUCCUUUAGUGGAGGCAGUUGUCACAGGAGGACUGUUUCAGUGGAUAUCUCUUACCCUGAAAUGCUGCUCUUUGGGACACCCUGUGAGACACCUGAAGUGUCCUGCACUGUGGAGAUGUGUGAGCACAUCAUCUUUCAGUGAGGACCUCCAGGAAAUCUUUGUGGUGUGAAAUAGUGGGAAGGAGUGUGUUUUGGGGGAUGGAAGAGGAAGUGGGGCCAGCACUUUACAAGCUUUCAUGAAUUUAGGUACUCUUAAGUCUCCCCAGGACAAACACUGCUCAGUUUUUCACAUUGCUGGCAGUCAAACCAAACUUCAUGUGCUGGGCUUCCAUGUACCUGGAGCAGAACUGGAAUCACCCCCUCAUUGCCCCUCUAGCCCUUUCUUGCAUUGCCAGCAUUUAAACACUGUACUUCUAUGCCAAAAGUUUGAGCUGCAUCCUUAACACCUCCUUUAACCCAUCCCAACUAACCACAGCGACAAAAUUCACUCCCACACUGAUUUAAUCUCCUCCCUUCCCGCGCCGACCCUGUUGGAAUUAAAAUGUGCCAGCAUCACUUCUUGCCAGACUUGUCACCACUUCACACAGCGAUGCUGUGGCUGCCUCUGGAUGAGCAGUCUCCCAUUCCAGCUCCCUGGAUGUGUUUUUGGGCAGGGAGGAGUGCUGCAUGAGAGCGAGUCUCUGCUGUUGCGAUGUCGCCCCAUCUCCUCCCCCCGGCCUUUAUGGAUUACUGGUGAAACCCACUUGUACAGUUUGGAUGUUUGAUAGAUAAAGCACGUAUGAAAAAAAAAGGAAAAAAAUAUAAAUACAAAACUCUCAACACUGUGCAUUCAGUGUCUUUUCUUUCUAGCUUAAAAGAAGGAAGGUAAAUAAUGUCAAGUCAAUGAAUAUCAGAUAUAUUUUUUGACUGUACAUUACAGUGAAGUGUAAUCUUUUUUUUACAACUGCGAGUCCAUCUUAUUUAUUCUUGUAAAUGUUCCCAGACAAUGUUUGUAAUAUGGGCUGUGUUGCAAAUCCAUAAAAUAAAUCUGUGAUCUGAGAUUAAUGUUUUACUAAGA
Messenger RNA from Corvus hawaiiensis (hawaiian crow), 11467 nucleotides. RefSeq names its product protein tyrosine phosphatase receptor type T (gene PTPRT). The record is from RefSeq and is a predicted model, not a curated record. Gene Ontology annotation, cellular component: membrane. Bases 195 to 4715 code for a protein of 1506 amino acids. NCBI's taxonomy places the organism in Eukaryota, Metazoa, Chordata, Aves, Passeriformes, Corvidae. Gene Ontology annotation, molecular function: protein binding; protein tyrosine phosphatase activity. Gene Ontology annotation, biological process: protein dephosphorylation. The transcript is spliced from 35 exons.